Messenger RNA from Trypanosoma rangeli, 321 nucleotides. RefSeq names its product amino acid permease. The coding region runs from base 1 to 321 and encodes 106 amino acids. Gene Ontology annotation, molecular function: transmembrane transporter activity. The transcript has a single exon. Lineage: Eukaryota; Euglenozoa; Kinetoplastea; Trypanosomatida; Trypanosomatidae. The record is from RefSeq and is a predicted model, not a curated record. Gene Ontology annotation, biological process: transmembrane transport. Gene Ontology annotation, cellular component: membrane.
AUGGUGACUUCAAAGUUGGCUGUACUUGCGGGGGGUCUUAUUCCCAUUGGAAACUUGGUGCAAAGCCCGUCUUUCAGUUUGGCUCUAUUGGCACAAACAACAGUGGGUGAGUGGUUAAAGCUGGUUGUUGUGGAUGCUGUCUUGGUGUUGUCGGGGGCUGUCAUUAUUGCAUACAUUGGUAUCCAGGAUCUUCACCGACGAAUGGCCCUUGACUGUAUCAUGCCAGCCUUUUUCUUAUUUGUAAAUCGUUGGCACGGGAUCCCGCAUUUUAUCAUCAUUGGUUUUUGGCCUAAUAUCAUGCUCGCUACGACUUCUCGUUAA